AAAGGUUCACAACAGUAGCUGGACUUUUAAGAGUUGAUGUUAAGGUGUCUGUUGAAGGAGAGGAGAGCAGGCCUGGAAGGUGUAAGCUGGACCAUAUGGACUCUGGAAUAUCAAGUUCUCUCUCCAGCAUGUCGAUGACCCAGUCCAGCCCUGGUACCCCUGGUCGACCCCCCCACACCGCUGCCCUCGGGCCCCUCCAGGCUCCUCUCGGCACUGCUCUGGUCCAGUUCCAGCUAGGCCUCUUCAGGGAGGUGGUUCGGGUGUCUGCGGGGCAGCUCAGCUACUGCCAUGCCAAGAGAGUGGCUGCAGAGAUCAUAGAACGCAAGGCUCCAGACUGUAGUGUGGUGGGUGUUGGGGAGAAGGUCCUCCUGUUCAAACACCAGACAGGCUCGGAACAACUCCUCCACAGACUCACGGACCAGGAUGCACUGCUGGACGGCGACCUCAUAGAGAUCAUCCUCUCAGGAUCAGCUACUGUGACGGGGAUAAAGAUCCACCCACACUCCCUGGCUGUCCAAUCAUAUCGCACCCCCACCUUCUGUCAUCACUGUGGGGAGAUGCUGUGGGGGUUGGUACGUCAAGGGUUAAAAUGUGAAGGUUGCGGGUUAGACUUUCAUAAGCGAUGUGCGCUGCAGUUGCCUAGUGACUGUAGCCGUGCACGCCGUCGUGUGUGUGGCCCCAGCCUGUCCUUAUUCCCCCCUGCCAGGCCCCGGACACACUCCCUCUCCACACCUGCAGGGGGCAGUAUGGAGGAGAUCAGUAUGUUCAAGCCCAGGCCCAGACCUCCGUCGUGGGCAGAUCAACCGGUGUGGCUGGGGGUGGGCCAGGGAAAUGGUGGCGUGGCGGGCAGGGCCAGGGUGCCACACACCUUCCACAUCCACAGCUACACCAAGCCCACCGUGUGCCAACACUGCUACCACCUCCUUAAGGGCCUGUUCCGUCAGGGCCUGCAGUGCUCCGACUGUAAGCUGAACUGCCAUCGUCGCUGUGAGUCCUCCCUGGUCCCCGCUGACUGUCCUGGAGUGAGGACGAACGCCAAUGGGGAAGGAGACUCCGUGGCCAGUCUGGGCUAUAAGGACGACACAGAGGAGGAGGAUAUGAGAUGCAGUAUGACAUCACUAGAAGACCAUGACGAUGAGCCGUCUACUGAGGACCCAUUCGCUGAGAUCAAGGAGGUGGGACAACAGCCACCAAUCACUCCGUGUUUCAGUAGUUCUAUUCCUCUGAUGCGGGUGGUCCAAUCAGUUCGUCACACUAAGAGAAGGACCAGUGGAGUUCUGAGAGAGGGCUGGCUACUGCAUCACACCAACACCGACACACUGAGGAAACGUCAUUACUGGAUAUUGGACUGGAAGAAUAUUACUCUGUAUCAGAAUGAGACAAGCACCAAGUACUACAAGGAGCUUCCUCUGUCUAACGUGCUGCAGGUGCGAGGCCCCGCCCAGCUGUCUGGCCCCUUGUUGCCAGACAACAGUGCGCACUCGUUCGAGGUGGUGACGGCCACGCUGGUAUACUGUGUGCUGGCGGGCAGGGACGGGCAGGCCUGGGAGACCGCAGUACGCCAGGCUCUGAUGCCCGUCCAGAGCAGCGGGCAGGCGGGCAAACAGGGACAGGACCAUGGACCCCAGAGUGGAGAGAAACCAGACAUCAGUUCAGUGUAUCAGAUCUUCACUGAUGAGGUGCUUGGUUCAGGACAGUUUGGAGUGGUGUAUGGAGGCACCCACAGACAGUCUGGUCACCCAGUGGCCAUCAAGGUCAUUGACAAAACCCGUUUCCCUACCAAACAGGAGAGACAGUUGAGGAACGAGCAGGCAAUUCUACAGAAUCUGUCUCACCUGGGCGUAGUUCUACUGGAGGGAAUGUUUGAGACCCUGGAGCAUGUCUUUGUUGUCAUGGAGAAGCUCCAUGGAGACAUGCUGGAGAUGAUUUUGUCCAAUGAAAAGGGCCGUCUGCCAGAGCGCACGACACGCUUCCUGGUUACACAGAUUCUAGAGGCCCUGCGCUACCUGCACUUCAAACACAUUGCUCACUGUGACCUGAAACCUGAGAAUGUAUUGGUGGCCUCCCCAGAUCCUUUCCCUCAGGUUAAGCUGUGUGACUUUGGCUUCGCCCGAAUCAUCGGCGAGAGGUCUUUCCGCCGCUCAGUGGUGGGCACGCCGGCCUACCUGGCGCCCGAGGUCAUCAGUAUCCAUGGUUACAACCGUUCGCUGGACAUGUGGGCGGUGGGCGUGGUCCUGUACGUCAGCCUGAGCGGAACGUUCCCCUUCAAUGAGGAUGAGGACAUCAGUCAGCAGAUCACCAACGCUACCUUCAUGUACCCCCGUCUGCUCUGGUCUAACAUCUCACUAGAGGCGGUGAGUCUGAUCAACAACCUUCUCCAGGUGUCAGUGAGACGUAGGUUCAGCGUGGGGAAGGCCCUGGGACACGCCUGGCUACAGAACUUCCAGUUGUGGUGUGACCUGAGGGAGUUUGAGCAGAGGAUGGGCUGCCAGUACCUGACCCAUAAGGGAGACGAGGACCGCUGGAGACACCACGCCCAGGAGAGAGGCCUGCUCUUCCCUUCUCACCUCCCCUGGACCCCCGGGCACGAAAACAGCCUCUGACCCUAGGCCCAAAGGUGAAAGGUCAAUGGACGGACAAGAUGACUACUGGUGUGUUUCAGUGGUGACCAGCAAAAAGAAAAUGAAUUCUGUUGAAAUGAUAAAGAAGCACACAGCGAACUAUGUUUUCUUUUUAUGGACAAAAGUCUUAUAUGAUCACUGUGAUUUUUUUAGCCAUGAUACCCCUAUACUGCCUGCAUCUGAGUGAUGGAAGCCAGGAGAACAGGCCGUGGCUCGGGUGUGUGAAGUCCUCGAUGAUCUUCUUGGCCUUCCUGUGACACCUGGUGUUGUAGGUGUCCUGGAGGUCAGACAGUGAGCACCCGAUGGUGCGUUGGGCUGAGCGUACCACCCUCUGUAGAGCCUUGCGAUCAGUGUGGUUGCGGUCACAGGCCGUGAUGCUCUCGAUACCCCUGUCCACUUGAUGGUGCUGCUCACCAAACAAUAAACAGUAUUGCUAAUCCCUUGACUCGACACUCAGUAACUUGCUUAAUUUUUUAUCAAAUAUUUGCAAAUGUAUGGUGUUUAAAAUCAUCUAUAUAGAGUGAAAAAUAGAUACAUUUAAUUGGUUCUAUUGUUUAGGGGGUCAAUAUUAAAGCCUCUAAAAGGGUUUAAAUCUCGGUUGUCUUUCUAUCUCUAUCGCUCUCUCCUCCCCCUUUCCCUCUAACCCCGCCCUCUGGCAAAACCCCUCCCACAACCUCUUCUGAGAAAACAAAACUGAUCAGUCUCAUCUCUCUCUCCAGAGGAGUCAUGCCCAUAGGGGGCACAGAUUUAUCCUGUUUAAUUUUUGUUGUUUCUCUGUAAUAAUACUAGCAACCUAGCAAUUGUAUAAAGUUGAAUUUAGCUAGCCCAGAUAGGUUCCCAAUCUCCCAACCUCAUAGCUAGCUACUAAGAAGCCAUUUCUAGAGUAGCUAGCUUGUCUAACUAUAGUAUAUUAGCUGGCAUGCCUGCUGGCAAGGUUGGUGGACUUUAGAAAAGCAAGGAAUAACUGAAGGUACUAAAUAAUUCCUUUCAAUCUUAUGCCCAGAUUUUAGAAGAGAUGCAGAGAAGGGUAUUUAGUUUCUUUAUAAAAAGAACAACCAGUCUGGAGGGUACAGACAGCUUAAGAGUUAUGUUUAAAUACGCAGAAAAAUUGACAUUUUUUAAAUAGAAUUAAGCAUAGCGAGUGUGGCUCUAGAUAUCAGGAAAAAGAUUAUUCAGGUGUUUGAAACAUGCUAAAUUCUCCACCUUUCAGACUGACGGCCUAGCUCCCUCCAGAACUCCCUCAAGCCUCCUCAUGUACUUUGUUCCCCCUCAGACUUUUGGGCUGCAAGACGCCUCUGUCUCUCUCUGUCUCUCUCUGUCUGUCUUUGUCAGUCUGUAUGUCACACUCUCUUCUCUCUCUCUGAACUGUUUGUGCUUUUUCCUACUCCAUUUCCAUUAUCAAUCCAAACUGAUCGGAGUCUCUGUGUGGUCUGUCUGU
Messenger RNA from Oncorhynchus masou masou (cherry salmon), 4059 nucleotides. RefSeq names its product serine/threonine-protein kinase D3-like. Gene Ontology annotation, molecular function: protein kinase activity; ATP binding. NCBI's taxonomy places the organism in Eukaryota, Metazoa, Chordata, Actinopteri, Salmoniformes, Salmonidae. The transcript is spliced from 19 exons. Gene Ontology annotation, biological process: protein phosphorylation. The record is from RefSeq and is a predicted model, not a curated record. Bases 96 to 2603 code for a protein of 835 amino acids.